AUCGCUGCAACAGCUCCGCUCACGAAAACGUUUCGGACGGGACAAGCGACUGAAGCGACCACGUAAAUGAAAGAAGCACUCGGUUACCGUAUUUGGGUGCGCUAAAACAUACCCCACAGCGAACAUCUAAGGUGUUGGAGUUCUUCCAGCAACGUUAUGUCAGACGGACAUCCGCUGCGUUUCGAGGGACUCACGCAUCAUAGACAGAAACCGCAUAUAAGCCUCAGUGGUAUCCAGUCUUUUCCUCAGAAAUAUCCCCCCAGUCGUUCCUCAGUCGUCUCGGUCUGGUAUCGAACGUCACUCGCAGUGUCUUCUGUACCACCGACAGUUCGUUCUUUAUCAUAUCCUCGCUCUCGUUUUACACAAUGUUGUUCACCGUAACUCCUGCUGUCCUGGCUGCUGUAGCCGUGGGUCUCGACUUUGCGUAUGCUGCCCCCGUCGCGGGACACCCUGCACUUGGCCUCGUUGCUCGCAACAUAGCUUCGAAGUCCGCUGAUGUCGUGCUAAAGAGCGAAUCACCACCGACGGCAACCUCUUUCUCCAUCUCUCCCUCUGAGACGUCCGAGAUCGCUUCCGCGGUGUCUUCCGUCUCGCCCUCUCUUCCUUCAUCUUCAGUGAUCGCCAACGCGUCAUCUGUAGUAGUCUCAGCCACCCGUGCUCCAGUGGCGGUAGUGUCGAGCGUGUCUUCGCAAGCCUCGUCAAGCGCUGUUCCAAUUAGUAGCGCUACCCCGCAGUUCCAGACCCGUGACGAGGGUCUAGUGUCGGGUGUCGUGGACACUGUAGGGGAAGUCACUGGGCCAGUGUUAUCUGCUGCUGGCGGUGUUGUGGGCGGCGUUGCCUCCACUGUUGACGAUGUCACUGGCCUCCGUGCCCGAGGCGAUAGUCCUGUUGCUCCUGUGACUGACGUCGUCAACGGUGUCGUUAGCACAGUAGAGGGCAUUGCUGCUCCUGUUGUCUCGACUGUGGAGGGUGCAACUGGGCUUCAAGUUCGGGACGACGGCCUCCUGGCUCCCGUUACGAACGUCGUAGAUGGUGUCGUCAACACUGUCGAGGGUGUUGCUUCCCCGAUAGUCUCGACUGUGGAGGGGGCAACUGGUCUCGGCGCAAGAGGUGACAGCCCCUUGGCACCGGUGACGAACGUCGUUAAUGGCGUAGUUAAGACCGUUGAGGGUGUGGCUGCUCCUGUGGUUAACACUGUAGAGGGUACGACUGGACUGCAGGUUCGCCAGGCUAACACUACGGAGUCUACGGACCCCAUUUCUGGCGUCGUCGACGGUGUUGUUGGAACUGUUGAAGGCGUGGCGGCACCUGUAGUUUCAGCAGUCGGUGGUGUAGUUGGCGGUGUGGUUAGCACCGUAGAGGGCGUCGCUGGAUCGGCACUCUCAGGUACUGUUAAGCGAGACGAUGCGGAUGGGUUCUGUGACUGAGCGGCGGCGCUGCGCGUCUAUACCCCUUGUAUCGUCUGUAAGAUACCCGUAACUCGCUAUAAUGCGUAGAUCCCCUUCAUUUGGCCGAUGAUCAGAUGAUGUUUGACCUCUAAUCUAGUAAAUUGACUUCUUG
This is a messenger RNA of Gloeophyllum trabeum ATCC 11539, 1560 nucleotides long. RefSeq lists its product as uncharacterized. The record is from RefSeq and is a predicted model, not a curated record. Bases 366 to 1427 code for a protein of 353 amino acids. The transcript is spliced from 9 exons. NCBI's taxonomy places the organism in Eukaryota, Fungi, Basidiomycota, Agaricomycetes, Gloeophyllales, Gloeophyllaceae.